CAGAAAUUCCUGUUCUCAGUCGAGUUGGGAACGUCGUCGUUAAUAGAAGUGCUGCUGUUUUGCGGCCCGCGUGCGUUACAUACUCUCAGAAAUCAGCAAAAAAUAUCAGAGCGCAGCAGUGGGAGGACAGUAAAAGAGUGUCACUUUCGAGAGGGUGGCAGCAUAAUAACAUAAUACCCCACACUCUGCACCCAGUUUUCUCUUGUGUCCCUUCUGUCUCGUUUGCCAUGAUUAUUUCUCCAGAUCACCAGCAUUGAAAGCGGAAGGAACGUGCGUGUGAGUGACACCCGAGCAGUGUGGAAAAAAAAUCGCCGAAGAAAAAGUGUCGCCUUGCGGGUUUUGGAUGAAACGGAUAACGGUUCUUAUCCUGCCUGUAUGUAAUAAUAUCAUCUCGUGUGUAGGUUCGCAAAGGCUGAAGGUACGGAACGCGAUGCUGCCGUUGUUAAUAAAGUGAUUAAAGAUUCAGAUGUUUGGAAGAGAGUGAAAUAAUUUCCAGUUUAUGGGUGAGAAGGUGAGCAGAGCAAUCAGAAGAGCAAAGGUACGCGAGGCAGGAAAUGAAAUAGAAGGGCAGAAAAAGUGAAGUUUAUCCGUAUACUUCUGACCGAAAACAGAAAGAGGCUGCACUGGUUCGUGUUCGCUUAGGUGUGAGGUGAAGAGGAGAAAUGGUUCGCAGUCGCUACCGCUGUCGUGUACGUUCGUAGUAACAGAGUGUCAGGAUGAAAACGCUGGGAGUCACCAAAAAUAUGGAGUUUGUUGUUAGUUCAAUUGAAGGCAAAAGUUCAGUGGAUCUUUCGGAGAAAAAUUAAAUUAGAGAAAACGUAGGCAUAGCAGAUCGGAAGCAAGCGCGUGCUCGACACGCGACAAAGUUCGUGUGGGUGGGGUGGUAUUCUGGUAACAGAACAUGUUUCCUAACAUCCAGGAGGGUAAUAGAAAACUUCAAAAACAUGGGCUGGGCAUCCAAUGCCUGUCAUAGCCAUCUUCUGAUGAGUGUUUCCAGCUUGGAGCGAUUAGGCUCUGAUGGUUCUAUCAAUUAAACUUUCUCAUCGAGGUGUAUGAAGUGCAACAACUAAUAGCAGAAUCCAUCGAGCAAAAUUCCGCAGCAGAUCUCACUCCGACGGUGUGUGCAGUGUGUAUAUUCUAGUACCUUGUAUCCCAAGCGUGCCGAAAACGAGCGGAACCAAACGAAACGAGAGCGAGAGCAAAGUGAGAAGCAAAGCAGCGAAAAAAAAAUCGAUAAAAACAAUCUGCUUCUCAUCAAAAAUACAUUUCCACCGAAAGAGAGAAAAUUACCUUUUCUUUCGUGGGGUGUUUCCUUUCGCUCCUCAUCUUAGAAACAUCAUUCGUCUUCUGACGUUUAUAUGGCUGCUUCUGGACCGUGUUGGGAACGACUUCGCCAACAGUAACAGGAACCAUCUAACCGGAAGAGACAGCAUAAGGAGAGCCGCAUCCAAAAGACACCCAGCGAAAGAGCGAGAGUGGCGAGAAACCAACAUUCGAACGUGAGAAAUUACAUCCAUUCGAGAGCAAAACAUGGAUUUCCGGAUUACGCUGCUGCUAAUUAUCGGCACAGCCUUUGCAGUGGAAGUUCAUUUCGAGACGCCAGACAGUGGCUUCUUUCUCAAGCAUUCUCCUCGCCAGAGCUCGGUGUCAUCGUCCUCGAGCAAAGGGCGACCGAGCAUCGAUUCGGUCCUCUCGAUAGACAGAUUCACAGUCGUACAAACUAGUCAACCUGUAUCGAUUCGCGCCAGCUAUGGCCCCUUCUCAACGAAACAAACAGUUCCAGCGAGGUAUAUCGUCCCAGAUGUGCUUGAAUCGUCUAGCGAUUCCACACAGAACACCACCGCUGCGUUGAUGGACCUCCAGCAGUCCAAUCUUCACCUGGAUAUUUCGGCGCACUUAGUCAAGAACAGCAUACCACGUGACUCGCCCGUGUUGAGGGUACUAUUUCACGCCGGUGCCGAUCCGGGAGGACACCUUCAGCGUCAGAAGAUAUGUGUUCUUCUGCAUGCAUCGAUAGGCAACAAAACGCCUCUGAAAGGACGUUGCAUGCCAGAAGGCGAGGAUGGAGUUUGCGUAGCAGAAGUUGUUAUUCCAGCCAACUGGUGGUCACCCUUGCCACCACCGGAGAAAGAUGGGCGUCCGGCUGCGUUUCAAAAAAGCCCACAGCGAAUGGUACAAGUCUCGUACAGUGUUUUUGAACCGCCGGCCCGAAGUCCUGAGAUGUGCGAACCCAAGGUACAAAUUCAACCAUUGACACCGUUCGCAAAGGUUCCGCUUGUGCAGUCCCAAAUGACCUACAAGGAGCUGCGGGCGGAUGAAACACUGACCAUGAUGGUUCCCCAGCAGCCCCUCUAUCCGCUGUCGAAGAUUCAUGUUCCAGUGUUUCUGCAUCCGGAGCCGGGACAAAAUGUUGCGGUUUUCAUCGUGAGGGCACGCGUCAAAGCGGGAAUGCGAAUUCUAGGUGCCAGCGCAUCGUCGGAGGAAUGGAACGUUUCGGUUGAAAAGGAGAAUACCAAACAUACCGUGGCGAGAGUGACCGCUUUCCGGAAGGACCAAGAUCCGGAUAGUCCGGUUAGCACACCUGAAGACGUGAACGCGAAUAGAGUUAUGGAAGUAUUUUCCUGGCUGCUGGAGGUGGCGAAUGAUACCAAAGACCACUGGGAUGGUGGGAGGAUCGUGUGGUCCGUGAGCUACGUGCACGAUGGACCAAUAGUUAAACAUCUUUCCGCGGAAGUCUCCACUGCUCCUCACGAGGAGGGCAGAAAGAAGAUUGUGGCCAAGCUUGACAUACAGAAAGAUGAUAUUCAGGCAGUGCUGCCGAUUUCAAAGAAUUGGGCGCUGAUGAACACCGCAGUGUUGACCGGACGACAAGUAUCCCAGGCUAUGAAGGUGUUCAUCGUUUCGCAGUCGGGAAAGGUAGCCGAUGUGACAUUGCAGAGUUCUUGUCAGGCUGAAGAUGAGAGUGUCAUAAAGGUUUCAUCAUCAUGUAGUUCAGUCUACGUGGAUGGUUCAGAGGCCCGAGGCUCUUCGAAUGCAUCCGUUCUAGUCAAAUACGGAACGUACACAGGGUUGGCAAAGUUCACAGUGUGGAUGCCAGAAUUUCCGCUAGAAGUAUCCGUGGCCGAUUUUCGUCUAUCGCAAAUCAAAGGAUGGAAGAUACCUGAUGAUCACAAUGCGAGCGCGAACAGCAAAAUGCGUCGCAAGAAGCGGGCCUACAGCUGGGGCCAUGCAGGAGUUGAUUUUGCUAACGGCGUAUCGUCAGAACGAAGUGUCUGUCGGGCACGAUAUCAGCAAAGCCCAGUUGAAGUUUACGCUCGUUUCUUGGCAACCGAUCAGGACUCUGGUCGCAUAAGCUAUUUGAUUUCCAGGCGAACUGGACUGAGAGUGACAGAUUUGGUACAGCCUUUGCUGAGGGUUGCGGAUCCAAAAAUUGCUACUCUGAGAGGGCGAACACUGCAGGGAAGAGCAAUGGGGAGAACUGAUGUUCAGGUACUUUCGCCAAUCACUGGCCGAGUUAUCGGUGCUCGUGAAGUUCGAGUUGGAAGCGAUAAAGUCAGUAUAAACAGAUUGUUGGUACGCGUCGUCUCAGGGCUUCAGCUGUCGAUUACCAGCGAUAAUGCGAUUGAGAACGGUUACAUUGCUGAAACGUCGGUUACCAGAAAGCUGACAGCCCAGUAUCAAGAAGGGUUGCUGGAUAUUGAUCUGGAGUUUUCAGAUGGCUCAAGAACGCCGCUAAGAGACAUUUCGGUAGAUGAUUACUUCUUGCUGGUGGAAAGUUUGGACACGGAUGUGGUUGCAUUCGCUCCAAUGCUAGCCUCGCAUCAUCCACGUGUGAUUGCGGUUGGAGAGGGCAAUGGCAAUCUGCUGACGGUUACUCUAUUGCUGUCCGAGGAAUGUCGCCUCAGACGGAAUAUUCCGGUUGCGAAACAGGUUGGGCCCCUGGUGAGUGCCGUCGCAUCAGUACAAGUGGACUUCAGUUCCGUCGACGUUGGUACCCGGCCGGACACGGUUCAGAAUGACGGUAUAGCCGGUCGAGAUCGUAAGCCCGGACGAGAACUAAGUGAUUUGGCUGAUAUUUUGAUAGGUAUUCCGCUCAAGGAUGACAACAGUCAGGAACCGGUGGCCCUGCAGCCGUCGCGACAACAUCGCGGUGGUAUCCCGGGAUACACAAACAACAAGAGCAUGGUCUACGCCGACGCGAACUCGCUGGAGAUCGGAAUGUAUGUACUGCUGGCAGCUUUCUGUCUAGCGAUUGGGGUCUUUGUCAUUUCAUGCGUAGUUUACGCGUCCAAGUUCAGGCCGGUGUCGAUUGAUGUGACGGGGGAGGCCAGUGUGCGGGAUGGAAUGGGCAAUGCUUCGGUGCUGGGGGGCAAAGGCACCGAAUCCACUACCAAUGCUCACGAUUGGGUGUGGCUGGGACGCGCUACUGUGGAUCGGUCAACCAACGGACAUGAACUAGGUGGAAACAAUAGAGAUUCACGAAUGCAUAUCAUCAAUAACCCGAUGAGCUCCAAAUAUGGCGACGCGGAAGAGAGUAUUGUUCAGGUGAAUAGUUUUGACAAUCCAAAUCACAUCCAACUGCCGUCGAGUACUGUAGGGGAGCCAAAUGGUGCCGUCAACACAUGUACUUACGUUAAGAGAGAACGUAGAAGCCGAAUCUUAAAUGAAAACGAUAAAGCACCACCUCUUCCUCCACAUGGCGUUCCUGUCGUCGAUGGAAUAGACUAUCGUCCGCCGGUUCCACCUCACAGAAGCAUGGGUGUGACUGCCAAUCCCAUCACUAGGCCUCAGGAACCGAUGAUUCAGAUGCGAAACCCAAGGCCACGUCUUCAUCCCCGUUAUGCUCGCAACAGCAGCGGCAACUGCUCUGCCACUAAUCCAGCAUUUGAGAUACAACUCCACGGAAAUCCUUCGCAACGUAAUCUUAAUUUCACUCAGCAGCAAAUAAACGCUGCUUUGUUCAAUAACAGUGUUCCUCAGUACUCGGUUCAGCCCAUUGUUCGGCCAACAACCAAGUCUCCACACGCAUUUGAGAACAUGGGAUUCUCGGUGGCUUCCCAGCAACCAAUGGCAGGUCCCUCCAGCAAAAGAAAUACGGACGAUUUGCACAUGGCCGAACGUUUGGUACAACAGUGCGCUCAGAAAUCGGCAUUCAAGUUUGACACCAUCAACAAUCAGUCAAACAGCAGAAGUCCACCGACGGUGGUGGUCCUCGGAAAUAGUAAUCCAGUAGCGGGAUGUAGUAUUAGGGAAUGUUCACCUAUCAGGGUGGAGACAACCGCAGAAAUCAGUCCAAUGCCGGUGGCAGAGAAAAGGCGUUCCCAUGGGGAGGAGUGCGCGCACGAAGCCAAAACACUUGACUCCAACUCGGACGAUAACGGAGGCUUCGUGACGCCACCGAACGAACAGCCCCAGAAGCAGCAGAUAAAGUCAAAGAUCCCUGCGCCUCCGCAGCCACUGAAGCACAGCAAACCGACGGUCGUUGGCAAUCCGAUGUUCGCAAACACACCCGACAGCGAACUUGGGCCCGGCGAAAGUCUCGGCCUGGACGACUUAGAUAUGGAUUACGAACAAAUUAUGCAUUAUUUUGACAAUUUGAAGGAAUCGAAUGCCUGAGUGCAAGAGAUCAUUGCAAAGAUCCGCGAGAUAUUGUCAUCGUUCCAGCAGCAGUACCGGAACGUGGCAAUAUCGCCCGUCAGCAGUCCGACGUGCAUUCCCGGAAUCAAUGACCCGAACUUCGAGCACUUCUUCGAACAUCUGAGCGAGUCGUACGCCUAAGAUGCGACCCGCGUUUCGUUCAAUGUUCCAGUUCUUCGUACUCUUUGGUUCCCCAAAACUCAUCCACUGAAAUAACAAUAUCGGUCAUUCAUCAGUUUCGUCGCCCUGACGCAAGACAUCAUCAAUCAAUGUGUUGCCACCGAAUGCAGGUUCCGGUAGAGUCUGGCUUAGAUAAUGUUUCGUAUCGUAUUAUGAAUGGAUCUCAUUUCGCCAUUAUUUGUUCCUGCGAAAGAACGAAAACUAAACGAAAUAUGUUUGAAGUUGAAGAAGAAAAGCGUCUUUGCAGUGAUCGUUUGAAGCGAACAAAGUUUUCAGAACUAACAGAACAAACAAGGAGAAAAAAUAAAUCUCUAGUUGAGAUACGUAGGUAAAUUAAAAGCGAAAAUUAUACACCUCUGCGCAAGAUGAAAAUAUUGUGUACAGUGUCCGGCACCCAAUUGUGGUAUUACAUGAGAAACAUUCACUGAAAUAUUCGUAUGAUUGUGUUUUGUGACGUAAUAGUAAGCAAAAUCAAGCAUGUAAGCAUAAACAAGCGAACAAGUAUUUAAAAUGCAACAUUUACUUUGGCUUAAUCGUAAUGUAAGAUAAACCUACAGUGGCAUUUCUUACUCCGUUUCUAGCGAGAAUUAAACUUUUUUUUUAAUUUUCGGAAGUUCUUCUGAGCAGGGUGGCCACCCAUUCGGGAAAAAGUUGGGAAUCAAAACCCAUCGGGAAAAAGACGGGAAGUCGUGUUUUUUUGGCGUUCUAAUAUGGUGCUGGAUGUGUUUUAGUGUUUUGUUUUCAUCGAGAUUUGUUUCUGUCUUACUCGCACUGCCUUCACUCAAAUGAUACUUUGGGCCUUAUUUCCGUGUACUCGGAAACGUGAACGCGAAAACAAUGAGAAAUGAGUACAUCAUUAUUAAAGAUUACACGCAACUGUAAACAUUUCAUGCUCUCGUUUGUGUAAACAGAGCGAUUCCUUGUACUCAUCGUAGUAGCCGAUGGCAUUUCUUUUUCGAAACAACUCGUCCACUACUCGUGGAUAAACAAAUCAAAAUACAACUGACGUUUCCCUUAGAAACGACUUUGGAAUCUCCACUUUCUACAUGAAGUUCAUUUUUACACUUCACGAUAUGUGGAAACGGGAGUAGGUGCAAAGAAGUGAAGUGAGAUGUAAGUGUAGUGGGAACGUAAGUGUAAGUGGAUACGGGAAUAAGGCGUGCGCUAAAUGUCAGUAGUGUCUAUAAUGUUUUGUGCGGCAUCAUCGUCAGUUGAAUCGUUUUUGUGUGAAUAUCAAACAGAGUCUCCGAUGGCUCCUUUUCUUUUCGAUGACCUAACGAAACUUAUAAGUGCUGUUAUGGAGGAAAUUAUGAAGCCCGAAAGAAUGAAAGUGAAAUCUAAACCACUUGUCGAACUUGAACUCACAGUACAAAAGUACCCGCUGCUUGCAUUUAUUUUGCUAUGCCGAUUUCCCCAGGCUCCAGCGAUCAUUCCUCAAUCGUUGCGCAAUCAUCACUGAGUGAAUUUCCGAGCGGCGCUCGCUUAUAUAGCGAUUAUUGUGAUUUCAAUAGCCUGUUUUGAAAGCAAUUUUAGAGCUAUUGAAACAAGUUUUUGGAUAACAAAGUGACAAACAUAUAACGCGUGGACUUUUUAUCUUUCGAAUGAAAGUUAUUCGUUCGUUGUGCUGCCAUCGCUUGCUCACUCGAAACUAUUAUUUCUAAAUAAGGAUGGCUUUUUCAUAUGAAAUAAGUUGGAAACGGGCAGAAGCGAAUGCAUUAGUUGCUUGCUCGUUAUUGACGAUACGGGUAGGUAAACACAUAAAUAGGCAGGACAAAUGUAUGGGAAAAUGGAAAUGCUCCGAGUUUUCAAUGAUUUUAGCGGUUUAACGAUUAGAGGAUUGUGAUGUAUAGCAUUUCAAACAAAUCUUAGGGAAUUUCCGAUUCGAUUGGUAUAGUAUCGGAAAUUGGUAUAGUGCUUCUUACUUCGUGUUAUUUACUUCAUCUAGUCUCAUAUGCUCGUAUUCCUGCUAAGCAUUUUUGUCCAGCGUUAUUUCAACAAGAUAGAUUUAUAGUUAAUAAAAUAACUAAGCACAAGUUAUUACUUUGAAUGAAAAUCUGAACAAAUCUACAUACCUUACUGAGUUACAUAAUGAGUUUUAAAACAUGAUUGCUUUUUUUUUAAAUUCUGAUUGUUCAGACUAAUUACUUAAUUUGACUUACAUUAAAUUAAUUGUAGGAUUUCGAUUGAAAGAAGAGUCGUAUUAUGGACUGAUCAUAGAGAGUAUCCGGAACAUGCUCAAAAUCUAUUUGGAUGUAAUCAAUAAGGUUCUUAUCAGUUAUUCUAAUAAAUGACACUUUUCGAAUUCUGAGUAAAUAGAGGUGGGGUGGAUUUGAUACGUUUUGAAGCGCUUCAGGUCCAAGGCGCACUUACAUAAAAAAAAUCCUGUCCGUAUCUUCUGAAGCCUACAUCCAGCCCAAAAUCUGUUGCUGAGACCGUCGAACUUUUUGUCACAUGCGGAACUUGGAAACCAUAAAGUAAACAUAUUUUUGCAAUUGUGGUUAAAAAAAACAAUUUCAACUAAUGACACAAUAUUAUUAAAUUUUCAUUAUUGGGAGUCGGGAGUUCCGUGAAAUCAUGCGAAAAAGGCAGGGAAAAAGUCGAGAAAAAUGCGGGAAUUCGAAAAAUUGAAAUUGAGUGGCCACUCUGUUCUGAGAGAAUUUGUUGGAACCUGUUGGUCAGGAUGGAUACAUAAGCGAAAAUAUAUGAACUGAUCAACAGAAUAGAAAUUGCACUCAAACAUCCCUCACACAUACACACAGGUUGGACACGCUUCUGGUGCUGCUUAUAUUUCGUAGGAAUCGGGCAGGAUCUUUGGCAAGCAGUUCCGCUGAUGGGCAGUCGUAUUGAGCAAAGUGGAACUCACUGUAUUAUAAUUUAUUCAAACAACAAUAAAUCAAAUUAACACUCUAGUCAUUCAUUUAAACAAAUUUAAGAAAACAAUUAAAUGGUAAUUAACGCAAAAGUAUAUAUUAUGAAAUACAGUUAUUAAGGUUAAGUUGGAGACAGUGUAUAGGAGAUAAACUCACACAUACCUUAUAAAUUAUAAUUGAAGCUUUAAAACACAAAAAUGAAACAUUUUAUACAUAUAUAUAUCGAUUACCCAAGGCAAAUCCUGCACACAAUUGGCAACUGUUUUGUGAGAGUUCGUUAAAGCAUUAAACUUAUUAAACUGCUUCAUAUUAUAAUGAGAAGAGAGAAUAGAACAUGCAAAUGCAAAGAAAGAAGCUUGUAAAUUGAUCAUUAACAUAUCAGAUUGAUAUGCUAUUUUAAAUUCUGUACAUAGCAUUCGAUAUCGUGGCAGAAAACAAGAUUUGCACUCUGUUGAGCUUACUGUUUUGACUUUUUUUUCUGUCGUGUCGAGCUGAACAGGUAUAGUGAUUUCAAGAUUAAAUUUUAAGUAAAUAUCUGCCAUAACAAUGCUGUAACAUCAAGCCACACACAUCUGUCUGUACGGAAAAUGAUACCAAAAAUUAGUUUGUUAAGAAAUCGUUAGGCUUAGAAGCAGCAGCGGCAGAAAGGUAAGCAGGAUUUCAUUGAUGCUAGAAGAAAGGCAAGAGGAUAAAAAUUAAAUAAUCUAAAAAUGCAAAUCGGUGUUCAUUGUGCGACUUUAAACAAGAAAAGUAUGGAAAUAACUCAUGUACCUAUUACUCAUUGAAAAGAUGUACUCAUUUUUGUUCGUAUCAGUUAGUAGUUUUGUUUUGUUUUUUUUUUAUUUGGAACAAUAUUCGUUACGAUCAAACCACCAGCAGGGAUGCAACGACAUUCCCAGUAGUAGCCCAUAUAUCGUCUCUGCUGGAUUCGAUCAUAAUGUUUGGAGAAAACAUUCGUUUGUUUCAGUUGCGUCAAAAGAGUUUUUGUCUUGUUAGAAAUGUUUUUGUUCGUAUCUACACACAUACUCACAGAUAUCGCAUACUCGAGAUUUGGGGCUAUAUGUAAACAGCUACGCUGAGAGACAAAUCAUUACCGCAAAACUAUAAGAAAACUAUUAUAAAAAUAUAUUCUAUCUUCUACUCGAUAGCGCGGUUUUCGCUUAUACUCUCUCAUCCUUCCUCCUCUCCGGCAAUUGUCCUUUCUCUAACCAAGCUAAAGAGUGGUUCCAACACAAAGGUUCAUACGCAGAUUGCGGAGAAAAUCUGGAGAAUAGGUGUCUAGCUGGCAACGUAAGCAAAAGUCGAACAAGAGUGUAGUCAUUCAGACGAAGCUUUCCGGAUUAUCAACGCGUCGCCAAUUUUUCCAAUAUAACACAGUAACACAACCAAAAUGACCAGCUAAAAAUAUAUAUUGUUUAUAAAUGAGCUUGAUUAUACACGUAAUCCGCAGAUAUCAGACUAACGAAGAGUAAUACAACAAAGUGACAAACAAACUAAUGCAUCUACAUAUAUAGAAAAAUUUAAAGCAAAUGGAUACAAAAAAAAACAAAAAUAUGCAAAUAUUUUGUAUUCGAUAUAACGUUAUGGAGAUAUGAUUUCUAGAACUAUUUAUACAACCAGACGACAAGAAGCAUGGCCAGAAAUGUAGGGAAAAACUACGAGAUUAGUAAUGCAAGCCGAAAAUCACAAACAGCAAACGUGUUUAGAAUAGUCGAAGCGCAGAACAAAUAUAUCUUUUUUUUUCAAAUAGUUAGUGAGUCGUAGAACAACAAAUCGAAAACUAUUAAAUGAAGGGGAAAGGAUUAGCUUCGCGGCAAAUGGGAGAGUAAUAACCUACACGAACCCAGAAACAAACGAAAAUGCGUUAUAUUAUACAUAAAUUAAAAGAACCUAUAUAUAAAAUGCUGAACACAGAAACCUGCUUGAGAAACAAACAUUGUGAACCAAAUCAAUAAAAUUAUUAAACGCAUAUAUCGCUGUUGUAAGCUCCCAGAAUGCAAAACAAUAAAAUGUAAGCUCUAUACAUGCGAAUAUAUACAUAUAACACUACAAGAAAACCGCAAUUACUACGAACCAAACCAGUUUUACAAAAAAACGUGUGAUUCUUCCAACGUAUGAACGCUUCUCAAAACCUGUCGAAUUCUAUUGCUUAACGUUUCUUUGUGGGCUUAAGUGCUUAACUGUCAAUUAUCGAUGCCUUUGUUAUCUCCCUGUCCAUUUAACCCGAGCUAUUGACAACGCACACCCAGAUUCAGGUCUCUUUUUGGGCUGAUAACAUUUGAUUUCAUUUUGCAUGAUUUACAAAAACAGAAAAGAAAGUGAAUGUGAAUGCUUCAAAAUUUCGAAACGAGAAAAAUGGUAAAUGUAUCCCUUUAAAAAUGCGAACCUCCUCUCCAUACAGUGAUUUUGUUAUAAUUGAACUAAACUCCCGAAGAAAGCUUUGUCUUUCGGGGAGAGCCAAACCUACAGUUGCUUUUUGUUGACUAAUUGUAUCGAUUAAUUUAUACGUAAACAGAUUUUAUGAACCAGUUUUCAAACUAUUUCCCGUUCCGCCCCCCACCAAUCAAUAUCUCAGUGAACCCAGUGAUACCUGAGUCUAAGAAAUCUUCCAGAAGUCGACAAUUGCAAACACUUGUUGAACCAUUCUUGUUUUUUUUGUUUUCCGUGAACUAAUUUUCUCGUGAGUGUUUAAAUUGAUACAGUUACCACCGAUACCGAGCGAGACCCGAGUGAAUAGCAUUAGUCAAACCCAUGCAAUCAUCCAAAUUUCGGAGGAAACAUAAAGUAUUUCGUUUUUUAGAGUGCAAAUGCAACAACAAAAAUAAAAUAACAAAAAAAAAAAAAGAAAAGAACAAACCAAAUUGAAAGCAUUAAUGUCAGAUAUGUAUUAGCGGCGACAUUAAAUGCAUAUACUAAAACAAUUGCAUACGAACCCUCAAACUCUCGGAAUGAAGAAAAAUAGAAAAAAAGUUAUAUACGCGAAAAAAAAGAACAAAAUGAAUGGUGAAAAAAAAAAUGAAACACGAUGCGAUCGACGAAAGGAAGAAAUCCGUGCAUGAAACGACAUUAUUAUUAUUAUUAUAUUAUUAUUAUUUAAAUAAAUUAUUUGAAUGAAUACAAAAUAUAAACAAAUAAACGAGAAAUUAUUUGUAACUGUAAAAAUAAACAAAAAGUGCUUAUA
Molecule: messenger RNA, 11868 nt
Organism: Toxorhynchites rutilus septentrionalis
Lineage: Eukaryota; Metazoa; Arthropoda; Insecta; Diptera; Culicidae
Gene: dtn
Product: transmembrane protein 132C
Exons: 14
Coding region: 1531-5616 (1361 amino acids)
Source: RefSeq, a predicted model, not a curated record